AUGAGUGCGGAUGACGACAUAACCAGGCAGGAACGUCCCGCCGAAGCCUCCGUGGGUGGCGGCCUCGCGCUCUUCACCGACCUCUACCAGCUCACGAUGCUCCAGGCCUACUUUGAGGAGCGCAUGACGGAGCGGGCCGUCUUCAGCCUCUUCGUCCGCCGUUUGCCGCCCCGCCGCAACUUCCUCAUCGCCUGCGGACUCGACAUCGUCCUUGAAUACCUCGAAUCACUCCGUUUCACCGUGCAAGACCUGACAUACCUCGAUUCGCUCGAAAUAUUCUCCGACCGUUUCCUCGCGUGGCUUGCCGACCUCCGGUUCACGGGCGAUGUCCACGCCGUCCGUGAAGGCACCCCAGUCUUCGCGAACGAACCAAUCUUAGAGGUCGAGGCCCCCUUGCCCGAGGCGCAGGUCAUUGAGACCUUCGUGAUGAACCAGGUCCAGUUGCAGACCAUGCUGGCAUCGAAGGCCAAUCGCGUGGUCACGGCUGCCCGGGGCCGUUCGGUCAUCGACUUCGGCGCGCGACGGAUGCACGGGACCGACGCCGCCCUCAACGCCGCUCGCGCAUUCUGGAUCGCCGGCGUCAACGCGACCUCCAACGUCCUCGCGGGAAAGCAGUUCGGCAUUCCAGUUGCCGGCACGUUGGCACACAGCUACAUCCAGGCCCACGGCGACGAGGCCGCCGCCUUCCGCGCCUUCGCCAACCUCUACCCCUGA
This is a messenger RNA of Geodia barretti, 714 nucleotides long. The record is from the annotation of a GenBank genome assembly. NCBI's taxonomy places the organism in Eukaryota, Metazoa, Porifera, Demospongiae, Tetractinellida, Geodiidae.